AUGUCAGAUGGAAAAGGAUCUCUGCGUACGGACCCCUCUACGAGCACUGAUGGUCAUGUCUCAUCAGAGACGAACCAAACGCACUCACCCGAAGCAGCUUCUUCUCCUCUCAGCUCCUCUCUUAGCGAUGAUUCACUUGAGGACAGAAUCAACCGGGACCUUUGUAAGACCGAGGACGACAAAGAGUUUCUACCAGCCGACAUUAUCGAUACCUUGACAUCUAGGAGUAUUGUCGAGGAAGAGCUCGAGGCGUAUGUGGCAAGUGAUCAACUAUCAUCCCUCGUAGCCUACGUCACGAACCCGAAUCAACCUGCUAGGCGGCUAUUUCUUACUCUGGUUGUUUGCGAUGAUCUGAAGCGACUUCAAGAUCUAGCCGAUGCUCCUCAAAAGUUUCAUGACGACGACUUGCCCGUUAAGGUCGUGAAGAACCCUAAUACGACUGGGUACUGUAUGGAGAGCAUCGGAGGCGGCAAAAUGUGGCCUUUAUUCGCAAGUCGCCGGAAGGCCACUCUUGACAGUUUCUUUCACAGUCAAUGGCAAUUUCUUGCGCCAGUCUUCACUGCCAAUUCCUUUCGUCACAAUCUUCACUCUAGUUGUCCUCUUCCUUUUAUCAUAAAGAUCAACCACCAAAAGGCGGGGUUUUUCAGUUCCGUGUUUGAAGUGGUGAUUCAUGAUGCACAUCAGAAGGUCCUGCCGAUGAUUACAGGAAAGAAGAUUCGUGUCGCUUCAAAGGAAAUGAGAAUUGGGAUGGAUUCUUACUAUGAGAAAGAGGCGGAUAUUCUGGAGACCAUACGCAAUGUCGACAACCCUCAUCUCAUUAAGCCCUUGGCGGCAUAUCGAAGAGGUGAUCUCAGGGGCUUUCUUUUCCCUUGGGGGGAGGGUGGCAACCUGAAAGAAUUCUGGAGCUCCCAAGAAAAAUUGCGACCUGUGCCCGUCAGGGACCCUCAUCUUGUUCUUUGGGUUCUACGGCAACUGCAGGGAAUCUGCGGAUCCAUCAGUGCCUUGCACGAAAGGAACUGCCGACACGGAGAUCUGAAGCCCGAGAAUAUUCUUCAUUUCCUUGAGACUGACGGCAAGGGUGUUCUCAGAGUCGCCGAUGUAGGGCUCGCUAGAUUCCAUCUCGAGGCUACGAGAGAUCGAAACCAGCCGACGAAUACCAUGACCGGCACUGUCCGUUAUGAGCCUCCGGAGUUCGGGCUUACUGAGCAGAUCUCCCGACUCUACGAUGUGUGGUCACUGGGCUGCGUCUUUCUUGAGUUUCUCAUCUGGGUGCUCUAUGGGAACAGCAAACUGAAGGCCUUCAACAGGGCCAGUAUCGAAGAGAAAUUCUGGAGCAAAGAUGAUGAAGGCUACCAUCAGCAUCGCGAGGUCAAGGGGUGGAUUUCUCGCAUGUCGAAGGACCUUCUGCGAAGCGACAUUACAUCGAACACUGCGCUCAAAGACGUACUGGAGCUAAUUGACUUGAACAUGCUAGUACCUGAAGUCGAUGGUCGGACAAACUCUACAGACCUGUACGAAAGGCUGAGGAGUAUUUUUGAACAAGCUAAGGCACACGAAAAGUAUUUGCUGGAUUCUACUCUAUGGGAUCGCAUCAGCACUAGCGCAGUCCCCGCUGAACACAGGCGCUCUAAGCUGGAAGUUCCUGGUCAACGACCUCUCCCAGGUCGCGCAACAACAAGUCAAAACCUACAGCCUGCGCUUCUAGGGAUCGCACCAAACGUGCCCAUACCAGACACUCCUAUGAUUGUUGAACCCGUUGCUGAACUAAGCGAUGUCAACAUGCAAGUUCCGAUUCCGAAUGCUCAAGAACGCGUAAGCCUUAUCAGAAACUCCUGCUCUAGCCAUUUUGCUCCCGCUAAUUCUCAUCAGCAACUUGACAACUUCCGAGAUGUGUGGGAGUUGCAGAGUGAUAGCCAUUUCGCUAGUGAAUUCUAUCACAAAUCCGCAUCGCCCCUCCCGACCCCACAAGGUUCCACACUGUGCAGUAAUUGCAAGGGGUACAAUAUCUGGACGCCGAUGUUUCUUAUUUGUGAACGACUUAGAGAUCUCAAAUCCAGAUCUCAGGCUUGCGAGCUGUGCGCCAUCCUAGUUCGAAGUGCUGAAAUGCUUGGCAUAGAAGAUGGUGGUGAAUUGAAGUGUCGAAGAGAAGGCUCGUCGUUGAAGAUUGAUCCUGAUGGUCCCACCAUUUUGAGUCUUUAUGUCAGCCCAGCGACUGGCGGCUCUAUACCGCCACAUGCACAGAUCGGCUUUCCUACCCUACCGGAAACAGGCUCCCCUGAGCAAUAUGUUCUGCUGAACGAAUGGCUGCGCGUGUGUGACGAACAACACAGUCAUGGCGUCGAUGAUCGUACCGAGCUACCCACUCGCGUCCUUGAUGUUGGAACAGACCCGAAUUCUACUAUUCAUCUCUGCGAAGGGAAGUUUCUUCCACUCGAACGAUACACUGCCCUGAGCCACUGCUGGGGAGUGAAUUCUCAAGCUCAAGUUCGCACCCUGAAGGAGAAUAUCGAUGUCUUUCGCAAGCGGAUUGACUUCGGCAUUCUUCCAAAGAGUUUUCAAGACGCGGUCAAAAUCACGAGAGCGUUGGGACUACGCUACCUAUGGAUUGAUUCACUCUGCAUUGUACAGAACGAUAAGCAGGAUUGGGCCUAUGAGGCCACGCGCAUGGAGCAUGUCUUCAGCUCUGCUUAUGUCACUAUCGCAGCUACAGCAGCGUCUUCUUCGGCUGAAGGCUUCUUGCGACAGAAAGCAAAACAUCCAUUCGUAACAUUGGAGGGACCCGACAGUGGCUUUACCUUUGUGCGCAAGUCGAUUGACGACUUUCACCAAGAUGUCGAACAAGCUGUGCUCAACCAGCGCGGAUGGGUGUUACAAGAGAGGGCAUUAUCGCGCCGAACACUUCACUUCACAGCAUCUCAGGUGUAUUGGGAAUGCGGAAAGGGCGUUCAUUGUGAGACUUUAAUGAAGCUUUCUAACCGACAAGCUGCACUUCUCGGGGACUCCGAUUUCCCUAAAUCAGCCUUAGAGUACUUCAAGGGAGGCCGAAUUGUGACAUUCCAAACCCUCUAUCAGAUGUAUUCCCGGCUCGCAUUCACAGUACCGAGCGAUCGGUCCAUUGGAAUCAAGGGUCUAGAAGAGAGGCUGGUAAAGGACUUUGUUACCAAAGGAGGAUUUGGAAUUUUCGACGAAUACCUUCAACGAAGUCUCCUUUGGCAGAAAGCUCUUGAUGCGUCACUCGAUAGAAUCUCAUACCCUCCAGGUAGGCGAGUCCCCUCCUGGUCCUGGAUGGCAUAUCAAGGCCCGAUAGCCUAUCUAGAGGCUCCCUUCGAACAUAUCAACUGGACUAAAGAUAUUGUUACGCCUUUCAACACCGACAGCGGGAAGAAAACUCAUUGGGAAGUCUCCGAGGGCAGUGAGAUUCCUUUCCUUCGUGGCGUCGCGAGCCGUAUCAGCUUGGAUGCCAUCGAACUCCUCAAAAGAGUAAGAUUCGAUGAGUCAAAGCUGCAUACGAUAGAUCAGUUGAGAUGCAUUGUGAUUGGGAAGGAGAAGACAGAGGGUUUGACCCGGGAGCCAGAACAUUAUGUUCUUGUCAUUGCGAGGCUAUCUGAAGAACAAGGUGGUCGAUAUGAGCGCGUUGGCGUAGGAAGAUUACUGGCUGAGCACAUCCUACUGCGAGAGCCGCAGCUCAACGUUGAGGUGCAGUAG
Colletotrichum abscissum is the source of this 3705-nucleotide messenger RNA. Its product is annotated as serine/threonine protein kinase. The coding region runs from base 1 to 3705 and encodes 1234 amino acids. The transcript has 6 exons. The record is from RefSeq and is a predicted model, not a curated record. NCBI's taxonomy places the organism in Eukaryota, Fungi, Ascomycota, Sordariomycetes, Glomerellales, Glomerellaceae. Gene Ontology annotation, molecular function: protein kinase activity; ATP binding. Gene Ontology annotation, biological process: protein phosphorylation.